Babesia bovis T2Bo is the source of this 783-nucleotide messenger RNA. Its product is annotated as Ribosomal protein S6 family protein. Gene Ontology annotation, biological process: translation. Gene Ontology annotation, cellular component: ribosome. The coding region runs from base 18 to 728 and encodes 236 amino acids. Gene Ontology annotation, molecular function: rRNA binding; structural constituent of ribosome. NCBI's taxonomy places the organism in Eukaryota, Apicomplexa, Aconoidasida, Piroplasmida, Babesiidae. The transcript is spliced from 2 exons. The record is from RefSeq and is a predicted model, not a curated record.
AAAUAAUAGUGGAAUUCAUGUUACGAACUCUAUUAUGUCAUUUUUUCUUGUUGGCUGCAAUCGUUCCUUCAAUCCGUGUUCGCACGCUAAAUAAUAACCUAAGGGCAGAUCGCCUUUCCUUCAUUGUACCGGGAUCACACAUCGACAAACGCAUUCCACAUCUGCAAUUCAAACUUUAUGGUCGUCUGACUCAUGAGCUAUAUAAAACCAUUCGUCAACGUAUAAUCCAAUGCAACGAAACGACGGAGAAAAGAAGGGAACGGUUAGAAAGGAUUGAACGGAGUAAGCGCGACGGUUUGCUGCUAUCUCCGAAAACUAGCUAUAAUAUAUAUUUACUUUUAGACACAAUUCCUGCGGAUAAAAUAAAGCAAAGAUUUCAAUACAUUGCUCAUAAUCUGAUAAAUAUAGGUGCUGAAAACAUACAUAUUUACUAUUAUGGUGUGAAGAAGUUAGCACAACCCUUAAAGAAGAAGCACGAAGCCAGUGUUCUUUCGUUUGAGCUGUGCGUAUAUCCAAGUUUAAUCAAGCACAUUCACAGUAAAUUAAAACAAGAAGACCACGUAUUGCGCGUGUUGGUAUUGAAGGAUGAGAAGAAAGACAAAGAUCUACGAAUAUAUCGUGACAACAAUUUACAUAUACGUCAUCCGUAUUUCAACGCAGCGAAAUUUAGCUCUUUGAAAGGCCAAUUGGUAAACAAACCACAGGAAAAUUUUGAUAUAAUCGAGUAGAUGAAAUAUUCGCGAUGUCUAACAUAAGAUCUUUUGGUGAUUUUGAUGAUGCUGC